AUGACAACCACUUCACGCGCGCGCCUGCUGCUCCCUUCCUUGCUGGUCUCUCCUUCUGCUCCCCUCCCCCUCCCCCCUCGCAGUAUCCUAUCAGACAACAAUCUCACAGGCCCCGUGCCGCCUCUGGACUCCCUGCCUGCCAUCGCCACCAUCUCCCUUUAUGACAACCACUUCACGCGCGCCCCUGCUGCUUUGCUCAGCAACGACAACGUCACUCUGCAGCUAUAUGGCAAUGACUUGUGUGUGCCCUACCGUCCUGAGGUCACCACAGCCUGCUCGCCCCCUCUCGGCAUCAUGCAGUAUCAGCCCCCUCCGGUCUGCGACGACCUCUCCUGCCCCUCUCUCUACGCGCCCAGCCCUCCCCUGCUGGCUCUCACCAACGUGUGUGUGUGCGUUUCGCCGCUGGAGGUGGAAUUGAAACUCACUGCGCCGCAGUACGCGGUGUUUAAUGACGACCUAGCGAGUCUGCUUGUAGAGAGGAUCGCGGGGAGCCUGGGGAAGAACGGGAUCGGCAUUUCGACGGGACAGGCGCAGCAGAUAAGGGAGGCCUUCGUGUGGCACAAGGUGGUGUUCGGGACGGACUUUGGGCCUUAUAUCGUGGAGGCCAUGUAUGGGCCAGCUCCUCCUCCUGCUCCCCCUGCUGCGUCUACUGGGGGAGGGGGCAUGACCACUGCUGCGAUCGUGGGCAUCGUAGUGGGGGGAGUGGUGCUCAUCGCUCUCAUUUCGCUGCUGCUCGUGUGGGUGCUGCUGCUGAGGAACCGAAACGGAGACCUGUGGAGCUCGGAGGACUACAGGGCGAUAGAGGGGCUGCAGGCGCUGGGCGUGCACCGGUGCAAGCUGAAGGAGAUUGCAGACGCGACCCAGGGCUUCAAGACGCUGCUGGGGGAGGGCGGUUAUGGACAGGUGCAAGCUCACGGAGAUUGCAAAUGCGACGCAGGGGUUCAAGUCAAGAUGCUGCUGGGGGAGGUCUGUGAGGGGGAGGGAGGGCGCAUUUGGGAAGGUGCAGACUGGUGCAAGCUCACGGAAAUAGCCGACGCCACCCAGAGGUUCAAGACGCUGCUGGGGGAGGGCGGAUAUGGACAGGUGUACCGAGGAGUGCUGGAAAAUGGAGAUGUGGUGGCAGUGAAACGAGCAAAGGGGCAUGUGAAGCUCUGUGGCACUGAGUUCCGCAACGAGAUUCAGCUGCUGUCAGCCGUGCGCCACCGCAACCUGGUGGCGCUGAAAGGGUUCUGUGUGGAGGCGGGCGAGCAGCUGCUGGUGUAUGAGUUUAUAGAGAGGGGGACGUUGGAAGAUAUGCUGAGAGCCGACUCAAAGCACCAGUUGACGUGGCGGCAGCGCGUCAACAUCGCAUGUGGAGCAGCCAGUGGGUUUGCAUACCUGCAUCAUCAGAUCAAGCCACCUAUCAUCCACCGGGAUGUGAAGACGGCCAACAUCCUCAUCACAGCAGAUCUCGAGGCCAAGGUGGCUGACUUUGGCAUCUCCAAGGCUGUUCCCGAGGAGGCGGAGGGAGGGGGGAGGCUGGAGACCCAGGUCAAAGGGACUGUGUUCCAGUCUGAUCUACUGACCAAAAAGAGUGACGUAUGCAGCAUUGGCAUCGUGUUGCUAGAGCUGGCCGCCGGUCUCCACCGCUCACCCUCCUCUUUCCCCCUCUUUUUGUCCCCUUUUACUCUGCACCAGGGCUACUUGGACCCGCAGUACUUCCCGUCUGAUUUACUCACGGAGAAGAGCGACGUGUACAGCUUUGGCAUCGGCUAUUUGGACCCACAGUACUUCGAGUCUGACUUGCUAACUGAAAAGAGUGAUGUGUACAGCUUCGGCAUCGUGUUGCUAGAGCUGGCCGCCGGCUAUUUGGAUCCCCAAUAUUUCCAGUCUGAUCUACUCACGGAAAAGAGUGAUGUGUACAGCUUCGGCAUCGUGUUGCUAGAACUGGCCACCGGUCUCCUCCUCUCAUGCUCCUCUCCCCCCUCUUCUGGCCCCCUUUUACUCUUCCUGGUUUUUGAGAAUUCUCAAAAACCAACUCUUCCUCAGGGCUAUUUGGACCCUCAAUAUUUCCAAAGCGACCUGCUAACUGAAAAGAGCGACGUGUACAGCUUUGGCAUCGUGCUGCUAGAGCUGGCCACUGGUCUCCGCCCCGUGACCAACGGGGAGCAUAUUAGAAGGAUCGUGAUCGAUAGGGUUACCAACCACGGAGGCGUGCACAGUGUGAUGGACCCGGUAUUGAAAGCCAUGUGGGAGAGGGGGGACGGGGAGGGCGGAGGAGUGGGCGGAGGAACAGAGGGAGGAACUGGGGGGGAAGGUGGGGGGGGAGAAGGGGGAGGAACAGGGGGAGGAGAAGGGGGAGGAACAGGGGGAGGAGAAGGGGGAACAGAGGGUGGAGGGGAAGGGGGAGGUGGGGAGGUGGGGAUGAGUGAGAGAGGCGCACUGGUGGAGACGUGUGGGAGCGAGGCACUGGAGGAGACGUUUGAGUGGUUCUUGAGGCUUGCAAUGCGGUGCAGCCUGAAGCAGGCUCAGAAUCGACCCGACAUGCAGCAGGUUUUGAAGGAGUUGGAAGGGAUUAAGAGGCGGUUGAACUGGGUUUCUGCUUCCCGUGCUGGUGGCGGUAGUGCUGGUGGUGCUGCUGGUGCUGCUGGUGUUGCUAGUGGUGUUGCUGGUGUUGUUUCUAGUGGUGUUGCUAGUGCUGGUGCUGGUGCUGGUGAUAGUAGCAGGCGGGGCAACAGCGAAGGGUAUGCUUGGGAAGGGGAGCCUGUGAAAGAGGAGGGGAGGAGGGGUGCGGGGCAAGAGGGAGUGUAUCGGAGCAGUGGUGGGGAUGGGUUGAGUCCGAUGGGGACGUUCAAUGGGAGUGUUCAGCGGAGUGAUGUGGUUCCUAGUGGGUCGGUUCUGAAGGUAGCACAGGCAGCAGCAUGGGCGGGUGUGGAGGCAGCAGCAGGGGAGAGUGGGAUGCCGAGUAGGAAUGGGGAUGGGUUCGGUGCGGUGGUGGCGUUCUGCGGGAGCUUCUGA
This is a messenger RNA of Closterium sp. Yama58-4, 2997 nucleotides long. The record is from the annotation of a GenBank genome assembly. NCBI's taxonomy places the organism in Eukaryota, Viridiplantae, Streptophyta, Zygnematophyceae, Desmidiales, Closteriaceae.